Messenger RNA from Malaclemys terrapin pileata, 4929 nucleotides. Its product is annotated as ras-related and estrogen-regulated growth inhibitor-like. Gene Ontology annotation, molecular function: GTPase activity; GTP binding. The transcript has 4 exons. The record is from RefSeq and is a predicted model, not a curated record. NCBI's taxonomy places the organism in Eukaryota, Metazoa, Chordata, Testudines, Emydidae. Bases 237 to 950 code for a protein of 237 amino acids.
CCCUGGGGAUUGGGGAGCGGCACUAGCUCUGCUCUGGCGCUGACGGGCUGGGAGCCCGGGAGGAGUCGGGGGCGCUGGCGGCCGGCCCGUCCCUCCUGGGCGGAGCUCUCUUCUCCCCUGCUGCAGACUGUGGGUGCCCGGGAGCCAGAUUGGAGCAAGCCGGAGCCGGAGCGCGGCGGCCGUGGAGCAUGGAGCGGGCAGCGCCCUGAGUCCCUUCCGCGGCGGCAGGCGGCAGCAUGAGCUUCUCGCGGCCCCUGCGGCGCUCCGUGAGCCUGAGCCAAGCCCGGACCCUGCGGCUGGUGGUGCUGGGACAGGGCGCCGUGGGCAAAACAGCUCUAACUGUGAGAUUCAUCACCAAGAGAUUCAUUGGGGAUUAUGACCCUACUCUAGAAAUGAUUUAUAGACACACGGCUGUCAUCGAUGGGGAGAUGGUGCACUUUGAGAUUCUCGACACAGCAGGACAGGAGGAAGACUCCUUGCAGAUCGAGGAGAAGAUCAAGUGGGGGGACGGCUUUGCCGUGGUGUACUCUGUGACUGACCGGUGCAGCUUCGAUGAGGUCAUGAGGCUGUGCUUCCUCAUCAACCACAUCCACUCGAGCCCCAAGCGGAGCGGCGGGAGUGACCAGCCGCCCGUGGUGAUUGUUGGCAACAAGAAGGACUUGCAGUUUGACCGGAUGGUGUCUUGUGAGGAUGGCGAGAACCUCUCCAAAGCCCUGAAGCAUCCUUUCUACGAGAUCUCCACCAGGGACAGCUACGAAGAGACCGUGGUGGUGUUCAACACCCUGUAUAAUGAGCUGAUGAGACAGGGGCACUUCUCCCCGGGCUCCUUCAAGAGGAGGGCCGUGUCUAAGCUGAUGGAAAAGAUUCCAAAGAUGCAAGCCAACUCCACCCUAAACUCUGGCGGCCGGAGCCUCAGCUUCAACUCCUUCAGGGACUACAUACCGGAGUGAGCCCCCACGUGGGCAGGGUGUGGGAGAGAACAGUGCCCCGGAGCAGCCUGGAUUGGCAAUGGACAGGCUGCAGGCUGCUCACCUUCCCAGUCUAGACAGCGCUGUAUGUCGCAAGGGUGGGUCCUUUCAGGCAUCUGUAUUCCAGGAAGGUCACAGUGCAGAUCUGUGCUGGCUUCCUACAGGGAAUUAGCAAGAGGUGUGUGGCCCAGUGGGGUUGGUGCAUCAGCCAUUCACCUGUAAAGCCCAGGGGCUUACUUCCUUGCUUAGAUUCAGCAGUGAAAACUCAUUUGGAAGGGUCUCCCUCCUCCUCCUCAUCCCCAUUCUGUGCACAUCACAAACUGCCACCGAAUUUAACACAAUUGGCAGGCUCCGCUCAGGAGAGGCUUGGGGGCACUGCAGGCUAGGACUGAGGUGCAGACCUGUGUGGGUGCCCAGGCCAUGGUUACCAGGGUCUGCUGUAGGGCAAAAUCGAGAUGCUUUGGUAGAAUUGGCAAGAAGCUUGCACAGCACAUGCUGUCAUUCUGCCUGGCUAUUGAUCUCUCUGUUCCAUGAACACAACAUCCAUAACUUAGGCCAAAUAGCGUACAUUAGAUUUGUCAAAGCAGGUCAGACCAAGGGUCCGGCCAGCUGUAUCUGCUGUCUCUACCGAUGGCCAACACUGGAUGCUGUGGUUACGUACAGCUGUUCGUUUAUGGAUGCCACUAGCCAUGAAAGUAGCCAGAUCCCACUUCGGCAAACUUCUUCAAAGUGUUUCCAGCAUUCCCUGCUCCCACCCCAUUUCCCACACUCACUUAGGACCUAAUUCUGCACCCAUCAAAAUCAAUGGCAAAGUUCUCAUUGACUGCAGUGGUUCAGAAUGAAGCCCUUAGUGCCUUGGAUGUCACACCAUUGUGACCCCACCAGCUCAGUUUGACUCUCAAAGACUUGCAUGCAAACACUCAGCACUGAAUGUUUCCCUCCACCGGCAGCCUGCUCCCUUCAGCGUGCCACACCGAUCCUCUGAGUGACUACUUUGGUGGGCAUGGGGAGCCUACUGACACAGAGAUCAUGUGGCCGUAUAGAGGAAAGAGCCUUAUUUCUGACUGUCAUAAAUGUCUUAGAUCAGGGGUCGGCAACAUUUCAGAAGUGCUGUGCUGAGUCUUCAUUUAUUCACUCUAAUUUAAGGUUUUGCGUGCCAGUAAUACAUUUUAACAUUUUCAGAAGGUCUCUUUCUAUAAGUCUAUAAUAUAUAACUAAACUAUUGUUGUAUGUAAAGUAAACAAGGUUUUUAAAACGUUUAAGAAGCUUCAUUUAAAAUUAAAUUAAAAUGCAGAGCCCCCUGGACCGGUGGCCAGGACCCGGGCAGUGUGAGUGCCACUGAAAAUCAGCUCACAUGCCGCCUUUGGCACACGUGCCAUAGGUUGCCUACCCCUGUCUUAGAUGUAUGUCUCUAGCUCGGAUGAUGGAGAAACGAUCAAAGGACCUUGUUUUCCCUCUUACAGCUCUCUAGACUUUUUAUUCAUUUUUUUUUACUCUGAGGAAAAUAAAUCAAGUGAGAAAAGAAGAACAAAGUCUGUGUGAAAAGUGCCAGCCCCCAAAUGGAUUCAAAAUUUAAAGGGGUGCCAUCAGUUUGAAAUUGAGUUGAUUUCAAAAUAGGAGUUAAAAGCAGUUUGGUGCCCUACCUCUGCCUACCCGGAGCUCUCCUUGCCAAUCUGUGUGGUUUUUCAAUCCUAUUUCUAUGGUAGUGUUUACAGUUUUUGUCUUUCUCAUGGCUGUCUGAAAGAUUCACAGAAACCGGGGAAACUGACUAGCAGCUAUACAGGAAAUCAGUGAAACAGACUAUGCACAAAGUGAAAUAACCUGAGAAGACCAACACUUUCCUGGAAUCUUUUUCACAUGGAGUGUUCUUAGGUGUCAUUUGUAACAAUAAUAAGGGACAACUUUGAGACAGAAAUGGGAUUUUCAAGUUGGCAAUAUCACUGUGAGAGUUGCAUGAUGGGAAUCCAACUGUCGCUCUCCAUAGGGCUGGGGGCAAGGCAUUCUGAUAGUAAGGGGUGUGUGUGUGUGUGUGUGUGAGUGCUAGAAAGACAGAGACAAAAGGAGACUUAAUGGCUCAGGGGAUUGGAGCCCUUCUAGGAUGUUGAUGUGACCUUCCCCUACCCGCCCCCAAGCUGUGAUGGGUAGUAACCAAAAGUUUCCAUUUGAUUAUGAGAGGAAGGAUGGUCUAAUGGUUAGGGUGCUUGCCUAGUAGACCUAGGUUCAAUGCUCUGCUCUGCUACAGACUGUGUGACUUUCAGCAAAAAGCUUAAUCUCUCUGUGCCUCAAUGUCCCACCUGUGAAAUGGGAAUAAUAGCACUUCCCUACCUCACAGGGCUGAUUUGAGGAUGUUAAAGAUGGUGAGAUGCUCCUAUGCCCCAGUAAUGGGGGCCAUAUAAGUAGAUAGAUUUGAUAUAUAAACUAGAUUUGCUGGCUGUUCAGUGGCCUGUUUGAGUUGUUGCAAUCCCAACGUUACCGACUAAUUACUAGUGACACCUCGACUAUAGAAAGUGAAUAUUCUUUCUGCUUUAUUUUUCUGCAUUUAAACUAUAGCCGUCUCCUUUCCUGUCUGUCAGGCACUGACUGUGCAGCUUGUACUACAGAGAAAUGUUUAAAUGUAAAAGAGAAAACCGCUUACAGUGGCACUGUAUUAAAAAUAUGCCUAUUAAUCCCAGGUUUUGUGAAACCAUUUUUGGUUUAAGCUACUUGAGAGAGUGUCCUUUUAAAUAGCACAGUAAAUAACAUCUUAGGCCAGGAAAGGCAAAGCUUUCAGAUUUUGCUGUCCCACUUCAGCCUAAAAGAACCAGGCACAUUUUAAUGUGGGUCGGGUGGGUUGUGUUGGUUGCUGCACUCUUUGCUGAAUCUCUGCAUCUUGUGUUCUUUGUCUUGCUUUGGGUCCUCCAUCUCCUAGGGGAGGGGUAUACAAGUUUCUUGCACAUUCCUAAUGAAUCUAGCAUUUGAUUUAAAUUUCCAUAUCACUUCUGAUGAACAGAAUAUUUGUACAGGAUCUGUAGCUAAUGUCUCCAGACCUAGGCCUGUUAAGGGACUCCGUCAAUCCAAGAGGAUUUUUCAUUUUAAGCACCAUCUGUUCCCUGCUGAAUUUUCUUAGAAGCCAGUAUGUGUGUACUGUCCUCUACUGCCAGUCUCUGUAGAAUGCAUUUGAGUUACUGCGCAUCGCAAAUCAAGGAGACUGCAUUUCCAGUGAGACCCCUACUGAAACCUGUGCUAACAAUCACCUGGUAACCACACUCAUCGAUCCUAGGAGCCAGUGAAAUAUUAAUCUCUGUGGGGAUUACUCCAUCUUAAUGGCAUUGCUUUAUAGCGUGGUUGAACAGUGAACAGAACACUAGACAUCCAGUGGAAGAGGUUUCAGUGUAUAUGAGGAAGACCAAACAUCUGGGCUGGUAAUUCUAAAUGUGGAUUAAAUGGAGCAGAGAGAGGAAUCUGGUGAUGCACAGAAGAACUGAUUCUUUGUCUAGUUAUUAAUUGUCCCAUCUUUGUAAAAGGUACCAGUUCAGACAUGCUCACCAGGGAGUGAAAUCUGCUGUUGGGGGCUGGGUGGAGAGAUCUCUAUGGUCCCUGCCAUGAUGUAUAGAAUUUUUGUAUCCUACUGACAAAACGGUUGUCUUCAUGAACAAAUGCCUCAUUAGGGAGCAGACAGCCAUCGACACGUGCUCGGCUUCCAGCUAGCGAUAUCUCUUCCAGUGUCUUCACACAUGAGGGCUUUCAAAACAUAUUCCUGGCUUUCUAAAUCAUAGAAAUUAGAGAUUUGAGUCCCCUUCUUUCUAUCCCCCCUACGAGUAUAGGACUGUUCCUUCCAGAAUAUAGCUUUGCUACGUGUGAUGGAUUUGCUAAAGAUCUGUGAUGUAAAUAACAUGAUUUGCAUUUCUCUCAAAGAAAUAACCCUAGUCGACUGUUGAACUGUACACUAGCUGCAUUCUGUUAUAAUAAAACUCAACUUGAA